AUGCUGUCCCGUGUGCAGUCUGCGAUGAUUCGCCGCGCCGCCGGGGCUCGUGCUGCGUCGUCGGCGGCGGCUGCGGCUGCCGUGAAGCCUGCGGAACACAAGGGCCGCGUCGGCUACGUGUCGCAGGUCAUUGGUGCGGUGGUGGACGUGCACUUCUCGGAGGGCGUGCCGCCCGUGCUGACGGCGCUGGAUGUGACGGAGGACCUUGGCCGCGAUGAGCCGCUGACGCUGGAGAUCGUGCAGCACCUGGACGCGAACACCGGCCGCUGCAUUGCGAUGCAGACGACGGACCUGCUGAAGCUGAAGUCGAAGGUUGUGUCGACCGGCGGCAACAUCUCUGUGCCGGUGGGCCGUGAGACGCUGGGCCGCAUCUUCAACGUGCUGGGCGACGCGAUCGACCAGCGCGGCCCCGUGGGUGAGAAGAUGCGCAUGGCGAUCCACGCCGAGGCCCCGAAGCUGGCGGAUCAGGCCGCGGAGGACACGAUCCUGACGACCGGCAUCAAGGUGAUCGACCUGAUUCUGCCCUACUGCAAGGGUGGCAAGAUCGGCCUGUUUGGCGGCGCCGGUGUGGGCAAGACCGUGAUCAUCAUGGAGCUGAUUAACAACGUCGCGAAGGGCCACGGUGGUUUCUCGGUGUUUGCCGGCGUUGGCGAGCGCACGCGCGAGGGCACGGACCUGUACCUGGAGAUGAUGCAGUCGAAGGUGAUUGACCUGAAGGGCGAGUCGAAGUGCGUGCUUGUGUACGGGCAGAUGAACGAGCCCCCGGGUGCGCGCGCGCGCGUUGCGCAGUCUGCGCUGACGAUGGCGGAGUACUUCCGAGACGUGGAGGGCCAGAAUGUGCUGCUGUUCAUCGACAACAUCUUCCGCUUCACGCAGGCGAACUCCGAGGUCUCUGCGCUGCUGGGCCGCAUUCCGGCCGCCGUGGGCUACCAGCCGACGCUUGCGGAGGAUCUUGGUAUGCUGCAGGAGCGCAUCACGUCGACGACGAAGGGGUCGAUCACGUCCGUGCAGGCCGUGUACGUGCCUGCGGAUGAUAUCACGGAUCCGGCGCCCGCGACGACGUUCUCGCACCUGGACGCGACGACUGUGCUGGACCGCGCGGUGGCGGAGUCGGGGAUCUACCCUGCCGUGAACCCGCUGGAGUGCGCGUCCCGUAUCAUGGACCCCGAUGUGAUCGACGCCCCCCCAAAGGGAGCUGAGCGAGGAGGACAAGGUCGUGUGGACCGCGCGCGCAAGGUGACCCGGUUCCUGUCGCAGCCGUUCCAGGUUGCGGAGGUGUUCACGGGCAUGACGGGCCACUACGUGCAGCUGGCCGACACGGUGGAGUCGUUCUCUGGGCUGCUGAUGGGGUCGUACGACCAGAUCCCGGAGAUGGCGUUCUACAUGGUUGGCGGCAUCAAGUCUGUGCUGGAGAAGGCGAAGGCCAUGGCGGAGGAGGCUGCGGCGAUGGAGAAGCAGCGUCGCGCGCGCCAGGCCGCGAGCGCCUCGGACUCGCAGUAG
Messenger RNA from Leishmania mexicana MHOM/GT/2001/U1103, 1500 nucleotides. RefSeq lists its product as uncharacterized. NCBI's taxonomy places the organism in Eukaryota, Euglenozoa, Kinetoplastea, Trypanosomatida, Trypanosomatidae. The coding region runs from base 1 to 1500 and encodes 499 amino acids. The transcript is spliced from 2 exons. Gene Ontology annotation, biological process: proton transmembrane transport; proton motive force-driven mitochondrial ATP synthesis. The record is from RefSeq and is a predicted model, not a curated record. Gene Ontology annotation, molecular function: proton-transporting ATP synthase activity, rotational mechanism; ATP hydrolysis activity; ATP binding.